Neospora caninum is the source of this 495-nucleotide messenger RNA. RefSeq lists its product as hypothetical. The transcript is spliced from 4 exons. The record is from RefSeq and is a predicted model, not a curated record. NCBI's taxonomy places the organism in Eukaryota, Apicomplexa, Conoidasida, Eucoccidiorida, Sarcocystidae. Bases 1 to 495 code for a protein of 164 amino acids.
AUGCGGCUGGCGAUUCAUUGCGCGACAAUGUGUGCUGCUGCAGUCGCAGUUUCUCGCAUGGUUGGACUAGAACGCGCGACGGUUGUCAGCGUUCCUCUUGCCAGCGCAUUCGGAAUCCUGGUCGCGCCCUAUGUCAAGUCAACGCUUCCCAGAACGAGCCUGCCGAAGGCCAUCAUGGCACGGUUACCGGUCACCCCGAACUACCAUAUUAUCCUGCUCGAGCUCGGUCUGCUCUCGUACUUCGCAAACUUCGCCACCCAGGACACUAACCGCCCCAUGCUGGAGUCUAACGCGACAGGCAUAUCACUCGCUCUCAGGGUACUGUGGAGUCGGCUUGAAAACGUUCGACAAAACGGUUUGAUGCCAGCGGUCCAUCUUGAUAUUCCUUAUCUUCCAAAGGACUUCGUCUUUUACUAUGCAGGCAGUCAGACAUAUCGAUACGCCAUCGCUAUGCUGUUAUUCAAAGACUUGCGUUUGCGGGACUCCAGCUUCUAG